GACCAUCGGCGUUCAUGAGCCGCCGCCUCCUGGCCGGCCUCCUCCUCCAUGGCCGCUUCGCCCUGGGGCUCGUGCAGUUCCAGGCCUCCGCAGAGCUGGGCUCCCUGGCGUCGAGGAGUUCCAGCGCACUCGCGGUCUUCAGCAAGGUGGGCCUCGACAUGACCUAUGGUCUCCAGCCCGCGGAGUUUGCGGCGGUGAUGGAGAGCAGCUGGGACUCGGAGGCCAGAGCCGAUGCCCUGGCCCCUGGGGCAAACGAGACCCACGAGGCGCGCUGCCAGAAUGCGCGGCCGGGCAGCAUGUGCUACCACGCGACGGAGUGGCUCCUCGCGAAGGGAUUAGUAAAGCACCCCUCGUGGUAUCCAUCGCUCAGCGAGGGCUCCCUCAUGCUAGAGGUGCAGUCCGUGCUGCACAAGCUCGGCAAGGCCUUCUGCCCGAGGCCGUGCCAGGCCCGCGUCGCAAAGCCGCUUGCGCUGCCACCGGACGACAGGGUGCUCGAGGUCGACGGCAGCGGCCGGCAGGUGCUGAGCGAUGCCUACAGCCUCGGACAGCCCACGGAGUGCGGCGAAGCCGAGGAGGGGGACUGGUGCUACCUCGCCAUCGUGUGGCUGAAGAACAUAGGCUUGCAGAGGCAUCCGACCUGGUACCCCACCCUCAGCCGCGAGUCCGGUAUGCAGAAGUUCCAGACGGUGCUGCACGGCCAGGGCAGGGUGGGCUGCCCGCUCCCCUGCGAGCCUGCGGCGGCGGAGCCGGCGGCGGCCACCGAGGUCGCGCAGGCCGUGGUCAGCCCCGCUGCCGCGAGGGUCGACGAGGAGCUGGAGGAGUGCGAGGACGCGCAGGACGGUUCGCGCUGCUACGUGGCGGUCAGGCACGUCUUGGACGUGGGCAUCUGGACGCACCCAGAGGAGUACCCCGAGCUCGCCACCGACUGCACCUUCGCCGAGGCCCAGGAGCACCUGCACCUGCGCCGGCAGCACGGGUGUGGCAGGCCCUGCCCCCAGAGGACGACGGCCGGCGGCAGACGCCUGCGCGGCCGCCGCGUCAGGAAGAGCCCCAAGGACAUGACCGAGAGGGAGAUGGUCGAGUUCCUGAACCACGAGUGGGACGGCUACGUCGACGCCGACGAGUACGUGGACGCCGCCGUCGCGGGCAGCAGCCUGGGCAGUCAACG
Molecule: messenger RNA, 1168 nt
Organism: Prorocentrum cordatum
Lineage: Eukaryota; Dinophyceae; Prorocentrales; Prorocentraceae
Source: the annotation of a GenBank genome assembly